Messenger RNA from Colletotrichum fioriniae, 1947 nucleotides. Lineage: Eukaryota; Fungi; Ascomycota; Sordariomycetes; Glomerellales; Glomerellaceae. The record is from RefSeq and is a predicted model, not a curated record.
AUGGCGUCUGAGACUGACAGCAGCUCCUUGCCCUCGGAGCGCCCUUACCGCUCUCACCUUCGCCCGGCCUGCCUGGCCUGUCGGAAGCGCAAGUCCCGGUGUAACGUCGACAAGAAUGGAGGAACAUGCCUGACUUGCCGAGCUCACGGAACACAAUGCGAGUUCCCACCGGCUCCCGGUGGAGCCUCGCCGCGGCCGAAGUCUGCUUGGAGAAACGCCCAAGCCAGCAGAUCCAAGGACCUGGGCCACCGCCCGUCUCCGCCACCACAGCCUCCGGCUCAGACGUUCCCCUCGGAGCUCCAGUACGACGACCAGACGAAUCAGCUCCCGUUGGCCGAGGCAGACCGGCGAGUGUCAAAGUCCUCAGAAGGCCAUCCUCCCAUAUUCUCACCCCAGAACAAGCGGUACUCGGAACCCAUUGGCGAUGGCGGAGAAGAUGAGGCACAUAUUGUGGGACCAGCAGACAUUGAGGAUACCCAAGUCUUGUCAACCUACCUGUCCAAUGAUUCGUCUGUUUUGAAUCGGAGUAGGAUAUCGGUAACGAGCCCACGGCAAGAGCACGGAGGCGGCACAAGGAAACCCGUUGUCUUUACCACAGUGAGAAAGCAGCCUAUCGGUCUUCCUGACGACCGGAACCCAGCAUUCUUGAAGUGUCAGAUGAUUGAGAAACUUCUUGAGCCAAUGCUAUCCGGUGUUAUCGAUCUACAGUCCUUUGAGAAACGGUUUACAGAGGAUAGGAGACACAUCUCGCCAGCCUUGUUGGCCUCGCUUUACGCGCAUACAAUGACCUACUGGGCACAGUCCCCCGAACUCGUCACCCAACACCGCCCCGACACUAGGUUCAUUUGGAACCAGGCCAAUGAUGCCCUUUACUCGGAGAUACAUCUGUCACCAGGCAUCUCGACUUUGCUAGCCAUCCUUCUGAAUAUCUCCGGUCGGCCAUUGACUUCGAUCAUCGGGAACGGCCUUCAGCUUGGCUCCGCUAUCUCUCUAGCUCACUCGCUCGGCCUGAACCGAGACUCUUCCGAUUGGGAUAUACCAGAAGCCGAGAAGCUCCUGCGAACAAAGAUCUGGUGGGCCAUCUUUGUGUAUGAUAAGUGGUCGAGUCUGGCGUACGGCACGCCGCCGCAGCUCAGGAGCGGCCAGCACGACGUUUCCAUUCCCACAGCAGAGCAACUAUGCGGUCCGGCACCAAAUCCUGUCGACUACGAAGCAACGUCUGUAUACUUGGCAUUUGUCGCUCUGGCCCGCUUUCUCGACAGUUACCUAGAGCGCAUCUACGAUCUUGAGAAGACCUCUGCCGCCGGCCCUUGGGAUCUAGAAGUCUUGCUGACACAGUGGGAGGACUCACUCGAUAAUAACAUACGGCGAAGAAUUAUCCGUGGAGGCGAGAGUCUUGACAUACCAGGCUCAGCGAACCUACGUCUCGCGUAUCUCUACAUCAGACUUUUGCUCCGGAAGUGGGAACUAGACGCCGAGAAGGCAGCCAACGCCGACCACACAUCCUCGAUCCCCAUGCGCUGCUAUCUUGAAGUACGACGGGCCGCUGAGGAGAUUGUGCUUCUGGUUCAAGAGCUCAAAGAUCCCCAGCUUGGAGACUACUGGCUCCCACUUCUCACCUUCGCGUUCACGUCCACCACCAAGUUCCUCCUUCGCUGCGCUUUAGAGACCGAGAAUACCGUCAGCGGACUGGCGCAAAGCAUGUCGCUGAAGCUGGCACGCGACCUCAUUAAUUCACUGCAGGUUCAUCGCCAAAAAGCCUGGGACGUUGGUGACUUAUGCAUUGCGCAGUACUCUGAGGUCAUUGAGAAGCUUGCCACGUCCACAUCCAGCGCAGAAUUCCCCGAGCAGCCAGUAGAUAUGCCCGAGCUUCAAGAGUAUGUGUCAACAAGUGUGCCUGAUAUAGAUGAGCUCUUCCCUAGUCUAUGGGACAUGUUCGGCCAGUAA